AUGGCCACCCCAGAGGAAGCCGUCACGCUCCGUACCCAAGGCCGAGUCGCCAUCAUCACGCUCAACAACCCCAAGAAGCUCAACGCCAUGAACCAACCCAACUACUACCGCCUGUCCAGCCUCAUGCAGGACGUAGCCGCCAUGCCCAACAUCACCGUCACCGUCCUCACUGGCACGGGCCGCUUCUUCUCCGCGGGCGCCGACGUGACGACCACGCGUCCCGCCACGGACGACUCUAACCCGCACGCCCAGCGCGACGCCCUGCUGCGCGGCUUCGUGGCCAACAACCUCGACAUCACGCGCGCCUUCUACACGCACCCCAAGGUGCUGGUCGGCGCCCUCAACGGCCCCACCGUCGGAUUGUCCGCCGCGCUGCUGGGCUUCUGCGACUUCAUCUACGCGGCGCCCCACGCCUUCUUCCUCACGCCGUUUGCGUCGCUGGGCCUCGUUGCCGAGGGCGGCGCUUCCGUGGGGUUGGUGCAGCGCAUGGGCAUCGCCAAGGCCAAUGAGGCUCUGCUGACAAGCCGCCGUCUGAGCUGCGAGGAGCUUGUGCAGUGUGGCUUCGUCAACAAGGUCUUCAGCGGCAAGGAUCAGAAUGAUAGCGACGGGUUUCUGGCCAAGGUGAUGGAAGAGGUGGAGGACAGGUUUGGAGAGCAUUUGAAUCAGGACAGCGUUCUGCAAAUUAAGGAGCUGAUCAGGCGGCCGUUUUUGGAGGGUCUGGAGGCGCAGGGGGUCAGAGAAGUGGUUGGCGGGCUGCAGCGCUUCAGGCUUGGGGCGCCGCAGGAAGAGUUCCGCAAGAUCGCGAGCGGGGAAAAGAGGCACAAGCUGUAG
This is a messenger RNA of Cyphellophora europaea CBS 101466, 831 nucleotides long. RefSeq lists its product as uncharacterized. The transcript has a single exon. NCBI's taxonomy places the organism in Eukaryota, Fungi, Ascomycota, Eurotiomycetes, Chaetothyriales, Cyphellophoraceae. The coding region runs from base 1 to 831 and encodes 276 amino acids. Gene Ontology annotation, biological process: fatty acid beta-oxidation. Gene Ontology annotation, cellular component: peroxisomal matrix. The record is from RefSeq and is a predicted model, not a curated record.